AUGCGCGCCGCAAGCCUGAGGCCGUCCCUCCUGCUCUUUCUAUUCUCUUCUCUGCUCGCCGCUUCCACUCUGUGCCCAUUAGUUCCUCCUCUCUCGUUUCUUUCCCCUUCAAUCUGCGCGUACGCAUUGCAGGUAGACUGCAGCAGCCGUGGAGGGGGCGGAUCUCAGCGACACUCACUCGCGCCUUCUUUUCCCUCCUCUUCUGCUCCUGCGUUCCCCGCUGCAGCCUCGGCGUCGCGCCUCCUGGCUGCCGCCCCCCCCUGUGGCUCGCCUGCUUCUGCAUCGUUUGCACGUCCUCCCGCUGGACAGCGGGCAGCUUUCCUCUCCGCUCGUCCUCUCCCUUCCGCUCACUUCUUUGCGCCUUUCCGCGCACGCCACGCUAAACCUGCUGCCUCGCAGCGGCUCGGCGGGUCUGCUAUUGCCUUUUCGUGCGCGGCUCAUGCGUCUCUGCUGUCUGUCUCCGCGGCUCCUGUUUCGCCGCGUCCUUCCGCCGUCGCGGCCUCUGCAGCGUCUGCCUCCGCACGCCAGAUUGAAGAGGCCGCGAACGCUGCGCAAAGUCGCGAGGCGGGAACGAGCUCCGCGCCUGCUUUCCGCGUUGGACAUGGCUGGGACCUCCACAGAGUCAGCACCGAUCCGCGCCGAGUCACAGGGCCGCUGAUUGUCGGCGGCGUGUGCGUCUCGACCCCUCCCGCGAAGCGGAGCCUACUCACGCGCGCGCUGUCGCUGCUGCCGGCGAAGCUCCGCGCCCUCGGCAGCCACCUGGGCCUUCUGCGCGAGCGCGUCUCUUGCCGCGCCGCGGGGACCGAGGGGAGGCUGGGGGGGACACUCGCGUCUGAGGCGCCGCCUCCGGUGGAGAACGCGUUUGGCGUUGUCGCGCACUCUGACGGCGACGUGUUGCUCCACGCGGUCUGCGACGCGCUGUUUGGCGCCCUCUCUCUGGGUGACAUCGGCGAGCACUUCCCAGACACCGACCCGCGCUACCGCGGCGUCUCCUCCUCCGGACUCGUGAAAGAGGCCCUCGCGAAAGUCCGCGCAGCUGGCGGAGGCGGCGGGGGAGCCUGGGAGGUCGGCAGCGCCGACGCGACGCUGGUCUUUGAGGGCUUCAAGCUGGGCCCGGCACGGAAGCGCGCCAUGCAGGCGAACCUCGCGGCGCUUCUCGAGGUUCCGCCGACGGCAGUGAGCCUCAAAGCGAAGACCAGCGAGGGUGUCGGGCCCGUGGGGCGGCAGGAGGCGAUCGCGUGCCACGUCGUGCUCACGCUCGUUCGGCAGGCGAGCGGAGGCGCAGGCGGGAGCAGAGAAGAGCAAAAUUCGAAAAAACAGGAGGCAGGGGACGCUGCGGAUGGGCGCGCCGCCGCGCGAGAGCUGUAG
This is a messenger RNA of Besnoitia besnoiti, 1368 nucleotides long. RefSeq lists its product as uncharacterized. Gene Ontology annotation, molecular function: 2-C-methyl-D-erythritol 2,4-cyclodiphosphate synthase activity. NCBI's taxonomy places the organism in Eukaryota, Apicomplexa, Conoidasida, Eucoccidiorida, Sarcocystidae. Gene Ontology annotation, biological process: terpenoid biosynthetic process. Bases 1 to 1368 code for a protein of 455 amino acids. The transcript is spliced from 2 exons. The record is from RefSeq and is a predicted model, not a curated record.